AUGUUUAGCGAUGCAUCCCGAGAAGCGGCCAAGAGAUAUGGAGUUUCGGAGCUGAAAAUGCUCUCAAACGAUUUGGACAGCCAUGUUCAAAACGUUAAUGACAACACCAACAAGCUACACCGCCUCGAGCUGAAAAGGAGCACCGUUCGACGGAGCAGCAGCCAUGACGACGAAGAACAGGAGAGCAUACUCGCCCGAUUCCUGUCGGGAAUUCUACCCGAGCAAGGUCCAGUCAAGCCAGAGCAACAAUCCCCAGAGACACACAGCACAGAUGGUUCGACUAAGCAAACCACCAACGAGUCAGCGAAUCUGAGAAGGGGUCUCUUUGGGGGUCUAGGAAAACUCUUUGGAGGUGACAAAGGAGACGGAGGAGAUGCAGGAGGACCAAUCGCCGAUGCCAUGUCGAAAGUUGCCGGUAAAGCUUUUGGCAAGCUUCUCAACGCCACCGGCGACGGCCUCGCCGGCGCCGGUUUCUUUGGCGGCGUCGGAAUCGGUGAGGGCGCCGCGCAGGCGCUGAACCUGACGACGGUGCAGAACUCCAAAACCACUGGCGAGCAGGUCGCGCAGCAAAACGGCAUGACGAGCUCCGGACUCAACCCCAUUGUCCAGAGCGCCGCCAUGGGGCUGACGGCCACGGCACUCAAAGCCGUCGUGGACAGCAAUCUGCUGCAGCUGCCGCCGCUUGCUUCCAUUGCGGCGUCGCUGGGCACCGGUGUCGGCAACGGAGGUGCCAUGGGUCUCGGCCUCACGAAGCGAGACGUGUCGCCGUCGCUCAACGGGUCCGGUCUGGUCGACAGCAUCGGCGCGCUGGGCUUUGGCGCCACGCAGGCGCUGACGUCGAGCCUCAACAUUACAGGGGCGGGCGGCUUGUCGUCGCUGCUGCCCACGCAGGGGCUCGACGUCGGCGGCAUUGCUCUCGGCGCCGGUUCCGGGAUCGGCCAGGGCGCCGCGCGCGGGCUCAAGCUUGCCAGUGCGGCGCAGCAGCCGCCGGCGCCAAAAUCCAACGGAGACAUUGCCGGCAUUGCAAACACGUUUGCGUUUGGUUUGAGCAACGCCCUGACCGAGGGCCUCAAUGUCAGCGCGCAGAGCCUGGGCGCCAUGCUUCCGCCGAUUGACUUCAACUCUGCCGCGCUGAGCGUGGGAGACGGCAUAGGAAGCGGCGCGGCGCUGGGGCUCAAGCUGGCGCAAAACGACACGAGCGGCUUUGGCACGCCGUCGGGGAUGUCGGCGCCGUCAAUGGCGGACCUUCCCAAGAUUGCGGGCACGCUGGCGUUUGGCGUGAGCAAGAGCCUGACACAGUCCCUCAACACGAGCGGCGUCAGCGUGUCGAACCUUUUGCCGGCGGAUCUCGAUAUCGGAGGAAUUGUCAUGGGUGCUGGCCGUGGCCUCGGCGGCGGUGCGUCUGCAGGGUUAGGGCUGACCGGGUCGGCGGACAGCGGCAGCGGCAGCAGCAGCAACAUCAGUGCUCGUGCUCUGCCAGACUCUUUGAAAGACGUUGCAGGUUUGGUGGAGAAGUUUACCUUUGGACUCGGCAACUCGUUUACAGACAAGAUCAACCUGACCUCUCAGGCCAAUAAUCUCGCUUCUGCCCUGCCAUCCGUUGAUCUCGGCGCGACUGUCUCGAGCGUCGGAUCGGGCCUGGGGCUGGGCCUCGCCAAGGGCCUGGAUCUGAGCGCGAAAGCCAUUACGCCGCCUGAAAGGCCGUCAUCUAUAAAGGAUCUACCGCAGCUGGCUGGCACAUUUGCGUUUGGACUGAGCGACGCGCUUACCAGCCAACUCAACAUCAGUGGGCUCACUAGCGGCCUGACCAAGAAUGCCGGAAGCCUCGUGGCAAAAUUCGCGGCUCCCGUGGCGUCUGGCCUCGGAAAAGGUAUAGGAACCGGUGCGGCGGUUGGCCUCGGCCUGCAGCCAGAGUCUGAGGCGGCGACGUCUGUGCAGGAGGCAUCGCCGCAGAAUGGCGACAUUGAUGCCGAGGGCCUCACGCAAAGCUUUGCAGAAGCGCUGGUGUCGCGGUUCCUGGCAAACGAUACCGCAGGCGAGCUCAUCAAGAGCUUGUCUGGAGGCAAUGGCACCGAUGGCGCCGGUUCUCUCCUGAGCAACAUUGACGUUCCGCGCCUAGCCAACGGUCUGGCCAGAGGCCUUCUCACCGGUGCUGGAGACGGUGUCCAGGCCCUCGGCGGGAUCAACGCCCUUGUCAGCGGCAAGACCGUGGCGCUCACGGGACCUGUUUCGGAAACAAAGGUUGACUUUGACGACUCUGCCAGUGGCGCGGCGGUAGGACUCGGCCAGGGUCUGGGAACGUCGGGCGUCUUGACGGUGCAAAAGUUGCUUGCGCGCAGCAUGAGUGCGAGUGCCAAUCCCACAGACAAUUCGAGCAACCCGCAAAGGCGGGACCUCGCCGUCUUUGAUCGUCGCCAGGAUAACAACAACGACGGUGCCUCGCCACCGAUAAACCUGACGCUGUUUGCUGAUGCGUCGGCCAUUUCGUCAAUUGGGCAAAAGGGCGUCGACGUUUUGACGUGCGACGGCAUCGCGGGUUUGCUGCUCGUUGCGUCUGGGCUUCAAAAGAGCGGCACCGUGUCUGGUGGGACACCAAGCGGCAACACGCUCGACACUCUCAAGUCGUUGAUCCCAAUGGGGACGAUUCAAGUCGAGUCGCAGGGAAACACGUUUGCUAUCGACGGCACUCAACUCGCAGAGAAUCUGGGGAAGCCUGAUUUCAACGUCCUGUCGACGCUGAGCAUCAAUGGGUCUUCCUUUGCAAAAUAUACAGCAUUCUUGGUACUGCACAUUGGAACCGCCAUCAUUGCCUUAUACGUGAUUUGGCCUCUCAUUCUGAGCGUUGCUAGCUUACAGAAUAUCGCUGCACACUUUCAGAUCCCGAGUCCUCUCAGCAGCUGGACUACAAAGACGAGCAGGUUUCUUCGGCUGUUUGUACUGCCACCGUCUUUGAUUCUGAUUCUCGUGUUUGGCAUUCUGGCCGGUGCGUCCAAGGGUCACUUUCGCACAGCCCAUGGGAUUUUGAGUCUCUUUACUCUCAUCUUCACCAUCGCCGCUCUUGCCCUCUUCUUCUUUGCCAAGCCCGCAGACCUCACGCCCAGCGACUCUGUAACCUCGUCCGCCAAAAAGCAGCGCGACAUUGUGACGUGGGCCUCGCACGCCUGCAACCAGAUCCUCCUAGCAUUGCUACUUCCCACGGUCAUUACCGGAUUUGCAGAUUUGAGCAGCGUCACGCUCUGCCUGACCCGCGCCGUGCUGCCGUUUGAGCUGGCCGUGGCUCUGGGCAUGGGCCUCAUGUCUGUGUUUGCGCUCGGCCAGUUUAUGAGCGGGAUCGAGUUGUUUCUUGCAUUCAUGGCCAAGAGGGCUGAAAGGAGGCAGAGGUCGACGGUAAAGGAGGAAGCCGCCGAUGGACCAGGCCGUCCUCGAAUCGGAUCACCGGUUCCUCAACGCACUGGCACCGUCAUUCUGGAAAAGGGCGUCGUCGUUUUGGAAAAGGAAGAAGACCGGGAGCAGGCUGGCGGCCCACCGCAGGCACCCCUUUACAUUUAG
Molecule: messenger RNA, 3549 nt
Organism: Beauveria bassiana ARSEF 2860
Lineage: Eukaryota; Fungi; Ascomycota; Sordariomycetes; Hypocreales; Cordycipitaceae
Exons: 3
Coding region: 1-3549 (1182 amino acids)
Source: RefSeq, a predicted model, not a curated record